GCCGCGAUGCUGAAGAAAAUGGUGAUGAUGAGCGCAAUUGCAGUUUCGGCUGCUUUCGCCCCUGGCUCAGUCCUUCCUAAGAGCGACGUCAGACUGAGAAGCGCUGGACCGGUCUGCCUGCUCGCCCCUGGCCAGAUGGCAACUCCCGUGCUCCAGACCGCUGAGACCCUCACAACCAUGGACGGAAGAGGAGACAAGCGGACCACCAAGGGCAAGAGGUCGGCAAAGAGCUUCGGCAAGAGCAGGCCUCGCAAGGGUCACGGCAGAGCCGGCACCCGUCUGGCAACCGGAGGUGUUUGGGGUCAGCCGACUUGCUAAGUCAGCAUGAUGGCGGGGUUUUCUUUCACGUCUCUUCACUGAUCCAUCGAGAUUUCCUUUCUUGUAAUAAAUGGAACGCCAGAAAAUCUG
Messenger RNA from Guillardia theta CCMP2712, 408 nucleotides. RefSeq lists its product as hypothetical. NCBI's taxonomy places the organism in Eukaryota, Cryptophyceae, Pyrenomonadales, Geminigeraceae. Gene Ontology annotation, cellular component: ribosome. The record is from RefSeq and is a predicted model, not a curated record. Bases 7 to 318 code for a protein of 103 amino acids. The transcript is spliced from 4 exons.